AUGGUUGAAAGAAGACUUCAUGAUGGUCUGAGCAAGGCAGAGAAGAAAAGGAAAGCGAAAGACUCAAAGAAGAUGUCUCCUACAUUUAUAGGAGAAAAUUGCCAAGAUAUCAGUGAAAAUAGCACAAUAGUCCUAACAAGCUGCAAUUUUGACCAUCACCCACUGAGCCCAAAAAUGCAGAGAAAUGCCAAAGUGAAGUUCCAUAACAACAUGACAAGUUCUUCCAUCCAUAAUUUGACUCUAAUUCCUGACAAAAUGCAAAACACUAAUAAAACCACAGUAUCCAAAUUUAUUCUGUUGGGAUUUUCCGGUUUCGGUACAUUUGAGAAUGUCCUUUUUUAUGUUGCUCUCCUAGCGUACAUUGUAUGUAUACUUGGUAACAUUGCUAUUAUUAUAAUAGUUAUAUUUGACCCUUCGCUUCAUACUCCUAUGUACUUUUUUAUCACGAAUUUUGCUAUUUUGGAAAUAAUGUUCGUCUCUGUAACUAUUCCAAAAUUCUUAGCCCUUCUUAUGCAGGCUACAAAGACAAUAUCUAUGCUUGGCUGCUUUGCCCAGAUGUAUGCCCUAAAUGAUUUGGGUGCAACUGAGUGCUUCCUACUUGCCCUUAUGGUCUUAGAUCGAUACUUGGCUAUUAACAACCCUUUACGUUAUUCGGCUAUAAUGACCCAUACAUUUUGUUGGGGAUUAGCCAUGCUCCCCUGGAUCGCUGGAUUCAUCGUUUCUUUCAUACCUACAAUUUGCACCAUUUUUCUGGAAUACUGUGGCCCCAAUGAAAUUAACCAGUUCUUUUGUGACUUGGCUCCAUUGCAGAAUUUGGCCUGUUCCAACCCAACUUUAAGCAACGUGGCCACUCAGUUAGCUGCCGUUCUUUCUGUGGUGUUUCCAUUCCUCACCAUUGUGGCUUUGUACACUCACAUUAUAUGUACUGUGUUAAAAAUUGAGAGUACAGAAGGCAAACAGAAAGCGUUUUCGACCUGCUCCUCCCAUCUUAUUGUUGCUUUUCUGUUUUAUUGCACAGUUAUUGUCGUUUACAUUAGACCAAAAGGCAGUCAAUACGAUAAAUUCCUUGCACUCAUGUAUACGGUUGUUACUCCUACAUUGAACCCAUUCAUUUAUACUUUAAGAAAUAGAGAGGUGAACAUUUCUGCAAGAAAAUUACUAAGGCGAUUUUCUCUCUUUUUUCUCUAA
Messenger RNA from Hyla sarda, 1188 nucleotides. RefSeq names its product olfactory receptor 10A4-like. Lineage: Eukaryota; Metazoa; Chordata; Amphibia; Anura; Hylidae. Gene Ontology annotation, molecular function: olfactory receptor activity; G protein-coupled receptor activity. Gene Ontology annotation, biological process: G protein-coupled receptor signaling pathway. The transcript is spliced from 4 exons. The record is from RefSeq and is a predicted model, not a curated record. Gene Ontology annotation, cellular component: membrane. Bases 1 to 1188 code for a protein of 395 amino acids.